AGACCAGAGACUACACUUUGUCACACACAGAGAGAGACAGAGACAGAGAGACAGAGAGGUUACGAGUAAGUGGUUGAGGACUUGGCAGCAGUUGAACAGAGACUUUGGCAAGAAAAAGAGGAAAAGGGAUAUAUUAGGACAGUUAAAGAAAACACAUUCCACUUCAGAGAAGGACACAGCACAAUCAAACAUGCAGGUGCAAGUUCUGAUUCUUCUAGCAACAACCCUGGCUAUCUCAUGCUGCCUGUCUGAGAAGGAGGUGUUUGUGGAGAGCGGCUCAGUGGCAGUGUUGCCAUGUGUGGUGCACUCCUUCAAUGCACAUUCAUCUGCAGUGCAAUGGAAAAAGGCUAUUGGAAACGAGCUGAAGACAGUAUGGCGUAGGGACAGGAGCGGCCUCGAGUUCCGGCCAGUGGGGAGAGGUCCACGUGCUCACUGUCCCCAGCCAAACUUUGGAAAGGGGGAUUACAGUCUUCAUAUUGAGGGAGCAAGGGUCGAGGAUGGAGGGACGUACUACUGUGUUGUAGAAGGCAACACAGUGUAUGUUGAGGUCAUACUGCGAGUUGUCAGAGUGUCCUUCAGUCCCACUGAAGUGGUGGAGGGCAACGAACUGACGAUUACCUGCAGCAUCACUCCACAACAAGGCAGCAUGGUAACGACGUGGGAACUGAAUGGUUCACAGGAGCCCUCUCGGACAUCCUUUCAGACACUAAGACAUUCUAAUGUGUCUCAAAAGGAGUCUGGAAUCUGGAGUUGCCUGGUUCGGAGAAGAGCAUCUGGAGAAGUACAGUUAAAAGCAUCUGCAUCACUGCAAGUCAAAGGAAUCUUAAACCCUAAGGAUAAUCCCACAGUAGUGUAUGCUGAGGUGGGGUCUUCCGUCACCCUGCCCUGCAUCUUCUCUGAUGAGCUCAUUUCAGACACUUGGAAGAAAGUGUCCACUACAACUAGCAUGCCUGUUCCACUCCCUCCAUCUUUCAAGACUCCCUCCGGCCCUAUAGUCACGCAGUGGGACAGGUCAGCUUACAUUGAUACUGUGGAGGAGGCAGAUCAAGGCAUGUACAAGUGCUCUGGACAGAUGAAGAGUGCUGAUGGGAAAGGAGUGUCAGUUGAGAGGAACAUUCAGCUGGUCAUUGCUCAAGUUAAGAGAUUAUCCAGAAGUGGUCAAAUGACCCUGACCUGUGACAUUAGUGACACCAAUCAAGUCACACAAUAUGAGUGGCUCCGUUUGGACAGUGGUGAAAAUGCAACUCAUACCCUGACCCCUCUACAAAAGUCGAAAUCAAAGGCCUUUACCAUUCCCAAAGGUGAAGCAAACAAUCUGGGUGGAUGGGUGUGUCGUUUCUACAGCCAGCAGAGGCUUUUGGGAAAUGUAACUUACCACCAAGAAAUGAUGAGUUCUUUGAUGGGCCAGAACGAGUCUGGAAGCAGUAAAAAGGUGAUCACUGUGAUAGGACUGACCUUGCUGUUAAUGCUGGUACUGCUAAUCUUGCUCCAGAUAUAUAAGAACCAUCGCAGGAGAAAAAUGAUCAUGCAGUAUCCAGCUAUGGAGACCAUUGUCCACCUGGCCACAAAUGAACGAGAAAGGAGAGAAAGAUGUAAGUCCAGAGAGAAGGAGCUGAAGGCCAGCUGCAAUGCAGAUAUGAUAUCAACAUCUGUGUGAAUUCUUUACUGGUGUGUGAGGAUUUUAUGCUGAGGUUUUAAGGUCUGACUUUUGCUCUGUGCGCAUUAUUAGUGUAUAUAUGAGUGUCUGUGUGUGUGUGUGUGUGUGUGUGUGUGUGUGUGUGUGUGUGUGUGUGUGUGUUUGACACUUGCAGACAACUGUAGCAUGUAAAUAGGCCAUAACUGAGUAAAACUACUAAACUAUUUUCUUAAAAUGCUGAUCUUUAUGAUGUUGCAUAAACAAACAAAAAUAAAAUACUGUAUAUGUAUACAACAAAAAUAAAACGACUUACAAAAUAAA
Messenger RNA from Pygocentrus nattereri (red-bellied piranha), 1957 nucleotides. Its product is annotated as lymphocyte activation gene 3 protein. Gene Ontology annotation, molecular function: protein tyrosine kinase binding; MHC class II protein binding. Lineage: Eukaryota; Metazoa; Chordata; Actinopteri; Characiformes; Serrasalmidae. The transcript is spliced from 8 exons. The record is from RefSeq and is a predicted model, not a curated record. The coding region runs from base 191 to 1657 and encodes 488 amino acids. Gene Ontology annotation, cellular component: external side of plasma membrane; membrane raft. Gene Ontology annotation, biological process: positive regulation of ERK1 and ERK2 cascade; interleukin-15-mediated signaling pathway; T cell activation.